AGGAGGGAGGGAGUUGGGGGAAGAGAGAGAGAGAGAGAUUUCUUCUCUCUGCCAAUGUCUCGUCCUGGUGUUAUCACCUGCAAAGCUGCGGUGGCAUGGGGCCCAGGUGAGGCGCUGGUGGUGGAGGAGGUGGCGGUGGAUCCGCCGAUGCCGGAGGAGAUUCGGGUCAAAGUCGUCUGCACUUCUCUCUGCAGGAGUGAUGUCACUCAAUGGGAAUCCAAGGCUCAACCUGCUCUAUUUCCUCGCAUUUUUGGCCAUGAAGCAUCGGGGAUUGUUGAGAGUGUGGGAGACGGGGUAACCGAAUACGAAGUUGGAGAUCACGUACUCACAGUAUUUGUCGGUGAGUGCAUGCACUGCAAGCAUUGCGUAUCUGGUAAGAGUAACAUGUGCCAGAAAUUGGGUCUUGAAAGGAAGGGUGUUAUGCACACGGAUCAGAAGACUCGGUUCUCAAUCAAAGGAAGGCCUGUUUACCAUUAUUGUGCAGUUUCAAGCUUUAGCGAAUAUACGGUAGUUCACUCUGGGUGCGCAGUGAAAAUCAGCCCAGCUUCUCCGAUGGAUAGGAUCUGCCUUCUAAGUUGUGGUGUUGCUGCCGGCAUUGGUGCAGCUUGGAAAGUUGCUGAUAUAUCCAAAGGAUCAACUGUAGCUAUUUUUGGUCUUGGAACUGUAGGCCUCUCAGUUGCUCAAGCUGCCAAACUAAGAGGUGCAUCACAAAUAAUUGGAGUAGAUACAAAUUCUGACAAAUAUGAGAAAGCAAAGGCUUUUGGUGUAACAAAAGUAAUAAAUCCAGGUGACUGCGAUGAACCCGUUCAACAGGUUAUUAAGAGGCUGACUGAUGGAGGGGCAGAUUACUCCUUUGAAUGUGUUGGUGAUACUGGAGUUGUAUCUAGUGCACUGCAAUCAUGCUGUGAUGGUUGGGGAUUGACUGUGACAUUAGGUGUACCAAAAGUGAAGCCUGAAGUUUCAGCACAUUAUGCUUUGCUCCUCUCAGGAAGAACAUUAAAGGGUUCUCUAUUUGGAGGAUGGAAGCCAAAGUCUGAUCUUCCAUCAUUAGUUGAUAAGUACUUGAAUAAGGAAAUACAAGUCGAUGGUCUUGUUACACAUGACUUGCCAUUUAGCAGUAUCAAUGAAGCCUUCAAUCUGAUGAAAGACGGAAAGUGUUUGCGAUGUGUGAUUCAUAUUAACAAAUGAAUUUUUGUAUUAUUGAAAUUUUAGCCGCUUUGGCAUUUCAUGUAUUUUUAGACCUUUUCUCUAUUUGCAUUGGUAACCAAUAUUUAUUAGUAUAUGGGGAGUAAGGGAAGCUAUUAGCUUCAAUAUGUCAAAUAAAAGUCACCUGUUUUGAGUUUA
Molecule: messenger RNA, 1344 nt
Organism: Asparagus officinalis (garden asparagus)
Lineage: Eukaryota; Viridiplantae; Streptophyta; Magnoliopsida; Asparagales; Asparagaceae
Product: alcohol dehydrogenase-like 6
Exons: 10
Coding region: 55-1188 (377 amino acids)
Biological process (GO): formaldehyde catabolic process
Cellular component (GO): cytosol
Molecular function (GO): zinc ion binding; S-(hydroxymethyl)glutathione dehydrogenase [NAD(P)+] activity
Source: RefSeq, a predicted model, not a curated record